AUGGCGACGCUGCCAGUUGAUGCGUUGCAGCGGACGGGUGACCUCCUACUUCGCUCGCGGCUGCUCGAGCUGCCUAUCGCUGUGGCCCGCGCCGCCGGCACGGCAGCGCGGUGCGAGGCCCGCGUCGUCGGCGCCAAGUUCGCGAGGUUCGAUGGGCUCGUCGCCGUCGACACCCUGACCGAGGACGACCUCCGCGACCUCGAGCUGGAGGAGCUUCUCAUCGCGGUGCCCGCCGUCUUCUUCCUGCACGACACUGGCUCGAUUGCCUCCGUAGACACUAUGACAAUCCAAGGCGCAUCGGCUUCCAGCUCUCCGUCGACGGGCAGAUCGAUCGACGGGGAGAGGUACCCCACCGACGACGAGCACGGCGGCGUGGGCAUGGGACACGACGAGGUCGGCGCAGCCCGCGCAGGAGUGGGCAGGCGGGGGCCCACGGCGAGCAGCGCCAUGGAAGCCGCAACCCCCCGCCGCGCCACCGCGUCGCACGACGACCUGCAGAGCGCGCUCGAGAGUUUCAAGCACGAGCUGCUGCAAGCCAUCGGCGGCCAACUGAGCGUCUUUUCGAGCCGCAUCGAGCAGGCCGAGAAGGGAAGCACGGAGGCCCGCGGCCUCGCUGCUGCGGAGGCCCCCCCAGACAUCCCAGGGUCACUCUUCCAGUCGGGGCCCUCCUUGAGCGUGCCGGCGCCUGCCCCCUUUGCCCCGAGCCGACCCCCCUUUCCAGAGUUCGCCCAGGGCGGCAGAGAAAGCCCCAGCGACGGCUCGCGAGCUGCUCCAGCGGGACGACGGGCCCCUCCGAGCGAGCAGGUCAGCCGCGCGGCCCCAGGGGGGAGGGCCGACCUCGACCUCUAUGCCCUCGUCGAAUCGGGCGGCCGCGCCGCGGACAAGGCCACCCAGCUCGCGAAGCCGCAGGCGCUGGAGAAGGUCGGCGGCCCCAAACAGGCGAAGGAGGACGAGCUCACCCUGGACGACCUCCUCUUCGGGGACGCAGCCUCGAGCUCCAGAGAGGCGGGCCUCGCGCCCAGGAUCAACGGCACCAGGGGGGCAGCCAGACCCCCAUUGCUCAACGGUGCCAUCGAGCGCGAACCGCAAGAGCGGUCUGCCCACGUCGAGACCGCGGCCCUCGCUGAGCCAGGCUGCAGCACCACGGGCACACCGUGGAACGCGACGCCCCGCGGCAGGCAGAGAAUCAGAUUCGGGCGCCUCGAGGACAACGAGCGCUUCUGGGAGAUGCUUGCGUCUCUUCACGCGCUGCGCACGUCGCGGCGGCACGACCUCGGCGCCCGGGCCGGCCAGCGUCUGAAGGCCACGCAGCAGACAGAGAAUGCGAGCGGCCCUCGGCGGCUGGCCCGGCCGACCACGCUGCUCGUGCCCUGCGGGCUCCCCUACGAGUGGCGCGAGAGUGGCCACCUCGCCCGCGCCAGGCCCCUCAGCUCGGAGAAGAAGUGCGACCGCAGGCUGAUGCUGACCGUUGACAGGAUUUCUUUCUUCUGCAUCCCGCAGUGGCCGGACGCCGAGGCCAGGAAGACCACCCUUGCCUUUGACCUCGGGGCCAGCGAGCUGCCAGAGCAGAGCGUCUCCUACGAGGAGGAUUGCCUCCGCUGGCGCGGCCGCGACAGGAUCGCUCCGGCCUCGGCAGUUCCCGCCGCGGAGGGCCAGGGGGCUUCGACUGCGGCCCAGAUCGCGCACCAGCACUGCCUGCGAUUCGCAGAAUGUCCUCGCAACGGGGGCGGCUCACCGAUUGCCCCGCCCCCCGCUCAGAUCGAGUCGCGGAGGGUGUCCACUCGGACGACCGCGCGGUCUUUGGCCUCCCCGAUGGUUCUGACGCUUCAGACCGAAUACAACGGGCCCCACCUCAGCGCUUCUGGCAAGGGCACCAG
This is a messenger RNA of Prorocentrum cordatum, 1877 nucleotides long. The record is from the annotation of a GenBank genome assembly. Lineage: Eukaryota; Dinophyceae; Prorocentrales; Prorocentraceae.